UUUAUUUUUUUUAAAAAAAAAAAAAAGAAUCACGCUUGUAAUUUUAUUUUUCUAUUUUGUCAUCUGGGUUUCAAUAUGGGGCACUUCUUUGUGUUCCUGUAUUCUUUGUUGUCUUUCUUUGCUACACCAUGAAUCUCAUUACUUGUCAACAUAUUAAAGAAUUCCAAACUCAAGGAUAUACAAUACUGCGAGAAGCCUUAUCACCGUCUGAAUUGAAUAUGCUACACGAUGAAGCUGAUAUGUUAUCUAACUAUCUCAUGUCAGAAGGAAUUGAUCUUUUACGGGAAUUAGGUGGUAUUAUUGAACCUUUAGAAUGUGGCUACUUGGAUCCUUCUGAUACUAAAUAUAAAACAAACCAAGCAGCUUAUUGUGAACGACGUGACCAGCUUACUCCAGGUGUUGCAGGAUUUUUGACAACCAGUGUCGGACAAUGGGCAGCUUCUCUUUUGUAUGGUACCACCAUCAAUAAAGAUCAACCAAUUUAUCUUUUGAAUGAACAAUAUAUUAUCAAACCGCCUAAUACCAAAUCAAUCUCUGCUUUUGCUUGGCAUCGUGAUUCAGAUUAUUACAAAGAUACAUCAUUGCGAAAUGAAAUCACGGUUGCUUGUUGGAUGGCUUUGGAUGAAGUUAAUGAAGAAAAUGGGACUCUGAUGAUUGGUUCUACAGUAGAAAAAGUGCAAGAGAUCAUCCAACUCCCUGCUGGAAGUAUCGUAUUUAUGUCAAGUCAUCUUUUACACAAGAGUACAGGAAAUGCUUCGUCACGUUUUCGUCGUGCUUUUAUGCCUCAAUAUGCAAAACGCUCCAUGCUUGAUCCCGACUCUGGUUUACCAAUUGCUUUAGCUAUUCCUUUAUCACCCUGAUCAUAGGUUUAUACUUUAGAUUUAUUCUGUUU
Halteromyces radiatus is the source of this 892-nucleotide messenger RNA. RefSeq lists its product as uncharacterized. Lineage: Eukaryota; Fungi; Mucoromycota; Mucoromycetes; Mucorales; Cunninghamellaceae. The transcript is spliced from 5 exons. Bases 129 to 860 code for a protein of 243 amino acids. The record is from RefSeq and is a predicted model, not a curated record.